AGAAGACGACGACGACUAAUUCAAUUCAAUUCAAUUGAUUCAGGUUCGGUGGGCGACCUUCUCACUUGUUCUUCGAGAACCCUAUUCCCGCUACUAUAAAUCCCCCAAAAUUCAAUCCCCAAAUUCCAACUUCUUUUCCCCACGCAGAGAUUCUCCGAUUCUCCUAAAUAAUUUUCGCAUCGGAUCAAAACUCUGAUCGACUGAAUUGAUUGAAUUGAGAUGUUUAACGGAAUGAAUAUGAUGGAUCCCGAGUUGAUGAGGCUUGCUCAGGAGCAGAUGAGUCGCAUGUCUCCCGCCGAGUUCGCCAGGAUCCAACAGCAGAUGAUGGCUAAUCCAGAAUUGAUGAAGAUGGCCUCGGAGGGCAUGAAGAACAUGAGGCCUGAAGACUUGAAACAGGCUGCAGAGCAGUUGAAGCAUACACGUCCGGAAGAGAUGGCUGAAAUUGGUGAGAAGAUGGCUAGUGCCUCGCCUGAAGAGAUAGCAGUUAUGCGUACCCGUGUUGAUGCCCAGAUCUCUUAUGAACUCAAUGGAGCUCAGAUGCUGAAGAAUCAGGGAAAUGCACUUCACAGCCAGGGCAAGUUCAAUGAAGCUAUGCAGAAAUACUUGCUUGCAAAGAAGAACCUAAGUGGGAUUCCAUCUUCUAAAGGCAGGUCACUUCUGAUGGCAUGCUCACUCAACUUAAUGUCUUGUUACUUGAAAACAAGGCAGUAUGACGAGUGUAUAAAAGAAGGUUCUGAGGUUUUGGCAUAUGACGCAGACAAUGUCAAGGCUCUUUACCGUAGAGGUCAAGCGUAUAAAGAAAUAGGUCAAUUUGAAGGUGCUGUCUCUGAUCUGAGCAAGGCACGUGAAGUUUCACCUCAUGAUGAAACUAUUUCAGAUGUUUUAAGGGAUGCCAAAGAAAAUUUGCGUAAAGAGGGUGGUUCGUCUGGACCAAGAAGAGGAUUAGUAAUUGAAGAAAUAACUGAAGAAGUUGAGACUGUGUCAUCUGCCAACCAUAAAAGGUCUUCUACAGAGUAUUCUGCGGCACAGGAAACUAGCAAUGCUUCUAGGACUCAAAGCGCAUCAAACACUGAGUUUCUGUCAACCAAUUCAGACCUUUUGCAGGCUUUUAAAAGUGACCCAGAAGCUAUCAGAUCGUUCCAGAAUUUCAUUUCAAAUGCUGAUCCUAACAGUCUGGCUGCUUUGAAUCCUGGAAACUCCGAAGAGGUUCCUGCUGACAUGGUUAAGACUGCCUCAAACAUGAUCAGCAAAAUGUCACCUGAAGAACUUCAAAAAAUGCUUGAAUUGGCUUCCAGUUCCAGUUUCAACAAUUUUAAGCCUGGAUCAGUUCCUCCAAAUGUCUCACCGGAUAUGCUUAAAACUGCAUCUGAUAUGAUGAGUAAAAUGCCACCAGAGGAGCUACAGAAAAUGUUUGGAGUAGCAUCUUCUUUGAAUGGGAGAGGUUCAUCUUCAACACAAGGACCAGUCACUGGUAACAGAAGAAGUUCAUCAGAUUAUUCAGAAAGCAGUGAGAAUUCUGCAGUAAAUGCACCUCAGGAUGUGGGUGAAACAAGCUCUCAAGGAAUAUUUCCUAAUUUGAGUUCUCCUCAGUCGAGCUUCCCUGCCUCUGCUGGUGAUUUGCAAGAACAAAUGAGGACCCAAAUGAAAGAUCCUGCAAUGCAGCAGAUGUUCUCAUCAAUGAUUAAAAAUAUGAGCCCCGACAUGAUGGCAAACAUGGGCGAGCAGUUUGGUUUCAAGCUUUCUCGUGAAGAAGCUGCAAAAGCUCAGCAAGCAAUGUCGUCUUUGUCACCGCAGGACCUGGACAGAAUGAUGAAAUGGGCAGAUAGGAUUCAAAGAGGAGUGGAAGGUGCAAAGAAGACGAAAAAUUGGCUACUAGGCAGAUCCGGUCUGAUUUUGGCAAUAUGCAUGCUAGUUAUAGCAGUAGUGCUUCAUCGUUUGGGCUACAUCGGUGCUUAGAGUGUGUAAUUAUGCUUGUAAAUUACGAAAGAUUAAUUCGAAGUCUAACGUCGAGCUAAGUUACGGUAGCAACAGGCGAAAGCCGAUAUCUCUGUGGAACGCAUCAAAAGAGGUGCUGUGAAAGGAAGAAAAGGAAAAUGUUGGAGAGGGACGGGGUCGUGGUUCUAUUUUGGUUAAAAUGAUUACCGGGUGCUCUCUCUUUGUAAUGAAAUCGCGAGUCGUAGCAUUGUUUGGUUGUGUUUGUCAGAAUUAACAGUUGGAGAGAAGCGUGCAGCCUAUGAAAUAUUUGGAUUCCAUCUCUUAACA
This is a messenger RNA of Pyrus x bretschneideri (Chinese white pear), 2262 nucleotides long. RefSeq names its product outer envelope protein 61. Gene Ontology annotation, molecular function: protein binding. The record is from RefSeq and is a predicted model, not a curated record. The transcript has 11 exons. Lineage: Eukaryota; Viridiplantae; Streptophyta; Magnoliopsida; Rosales; Rosaceae. Bases 220 to 1956 code for a protein of 578 amino acids.